Messenger RNA from Grosmannia clavigera kw1407, 756 nucleotides. Its product is annotated as rwd domain containing protein. Lineage: Eukaryota; Fungi; Ascomycota; Sordariomycetes; Ophiostomatales; Ophiostomataceae. The transcript has a single exon. Gene Ontology annotation, molecular function: protein binding. Gene Ontology annotation, biological process: cytoplasmic translation. The record is from RefSeq and is a predicted model, not a curated record. The coding region runs from base 1 to 756 and encodes 251 amino acids.
AUGGGCCGCGAAGACCAGAUAGAAGAGCGGGAGGUGCUCGAUUCUAUCUUCCCAGACGAGAUCACAGACAUAUCCGAGACCGAAUUUCGUAUCGCCAUCAAGCUCGACCUCCCGGAAGUUGCUAAAGAUGGCGACGAUGACGAAGAGGCUGAGGCGCCUGUUAUCCUGCUGACAGUACGGUAUCCAGAGGACUACCCGAAUGUAGAGCCUGAACUGGACCUAUUGGCGCCGGCUGGCGCCGUGCAGCACCCACUGCUCAAUGUCGCCGAGGAGAAGGAACAACUGCUGGCCGGCCUCGCGGACACUGUCCAGGAGAGCCUUGGUAUGGCGAUGGUAUUCACUCUGGUUUCGACGCUCAAGGAAGCGGCCGAGCAGCUGAUUAUCGGACGGCAAGAGGCCGAGGAGCGGAAACGCGAGGAGAAGGCAUUGGCAGCCGAGCGAGAAGAGAACCAGAAGUUUCACGGCACGAUGGUGACGCCAGAGUCGUUUAUACGAUGGCGGGAUGCGUUUGUCAAGGAGAUGGCAGAAAAGCGGAAGAGAGAAGAGGAGGAACGGCUGGCGGAGCUGGCAAAGCGGCGCGGCGGCGGUGCCGGCAGCAAGGACGGCACCCGGCUAACAGGUCGGCAGCUGUGGGAGCGCGGCCUGGUGGGCAAGAUCGACGAAGACGAUAUCGAUGUGGACGCUGAAGGCGAGGACAACAACGGCGGUGCUGCCGGAGCGACUGAGGGCGUGCAGAAACUCAAGAUCGAGGCAUAG